GUGAAGAGAAGAGCUUCGUCCCACUCGAUCUCCGUGUUCCUGGUAAAUUCUGUGGCUUGGCUAUUUAUCGUUCCAAUAACUUUGCAUGCCACGCAAAUGUUAAUGCCAGAUUUUUUGCCAAUGCCAAGGUACAGAGAUGGAAAGAUCACGGCGACCAGUAAUAACACCUUCCCAGCGACACAAAUAGCUUUUGAUGUUAUAUUUUUCGCAGCCAGUCGCGGUUUCUCUCUGCCCAUUUUCUACGCGUUUCUUUACAUGAUGUUGUUCCUGUGUUGCGAAGUGGACAAAUUCAAAGACGAGCUUGGAGGUGGUCUCUAUCCAACCGAAGAUAAAGCCAGGAAAAAAGCCAUAAAAAUAAGAACGCUGAUCAAGGAGACAGAGAAGGCUUUCCGUUUUUUCCUCGUGUUGUACAUAACCAUGAUUUUAUUGGCUUCAGCACUAGAAAUUUUCUCCAUCGUGGAAAAAGCUGAAACCGUGAUAAUGGCAAACCACACCGUUUAUGAAUUACCUGCCAGCGCUGCAGCAGCCAGCGUGCAAACUUUAAAUAUUGGGUCAAAAAUUUCGAUGCCCUUUCCGCACAGGUAGGACUUUAAUUGUAAAUCUCAUUACAAUUCUGAUUAGUACAUACACACUCAGAGAUCUUGGUCAUUUAAGCAAUCUGAUUGGUUCGCUAUUUCGGACUAUUCCACAAUAUUCACCCCCUAUCGAAUAUUUAGCUACUAUUCACCUCGAUUUCAAAGAAUAAUUGUUAAAUAUUUACUUCCGUCUCAGUGGAUUCCAGUCCUCGCUUCUACUUUUAACAAGACGCCUAAAGUCGUUUCCGUGGGAUGCGUUGGUCUAUGGAAGCAUAAUGGCGUUCUAUCUAGGUUAAUUGAACAAAACAAAACAAAACAUCCGCUUGCUUUAUCCAGGGUCGAACCCAGGGUUAGAAAGUUCGAUAAAGUUCCAAUGUUUUAAUCCAAGAUGAAAGUUUAAUAUUCCAAGAUGCUCUUGAUACGGUUAAAAAUUAAUUGCAAUGUGUUUCCAAGGUCUCAAAGUUAACAUAGUUCCAAUGAUUAUCCCUGAUUCCAAGGUAUAAUAAGUUUACUCAUGUCCUGAUCCGUGUCCCAUCCAGAAGUCCAAUCCAUGCCGAAACCGAGUCGUUGAUCGACGAGGACAAUAUUUUCGCGAUUUCAACGCCAAUCGUCAAGGGUACGAGUUGAAAUUUACGCGAUUUAACCUCCCAUCGUCAAGGUGUUUUCGAUAAGAAAAGAAAAAAACUGAACUCUAGCUGUGCUCGGCAAAAACUGGCGAACUCUGAAUAGAAAAAUCUAUCGGAAAUCAUGGCCCGCAACCAGACGCUACUAAAACCUUAUGAAAAAGCUAGACCUAAACAAAAAAAAAUCAUGAAGGAGAGAAAUAAUUUGGCUAAGGUCGCCUUUCGUGUCUUGCCAGUAUCCCGAAGGAUUUCGCUGGUUAACAAGCCAUCCUAAACCACGAGUGGGAAAACUCAAGCGCGACAAAUUUGGCAAGGAACGUUCUGAUUUCAACGUUCUUCAGAGGAAACAAAUCGAUUAAAAAUCGAUACAGAUUUUGUACAAUCUGAUUGGUCGGCUUGGAAGAAGAGAUAAUCGAUAAAGAUUUUACGCAAUCCUAUUAGCUGGCUUUGCAAUUUUGGGUACAACCGAACCGGAUUUUUACCGUGCGAGUGCCACAGAGACGGAAAAACUUCCGCGACGGUCCGAAUCGCUGCACUAAAGUGUGGCACAAAACCUAUCCUAUCUGUGACGCUCUAUGGAAAUUCUAGAUCGCAGAGGUGCACCUUUGCUCCGAUACAGAAAUCGCGCUGAAAUCACCAUUUUCGCCGUGUGACGGGAUGAUUUUAGUGGCGGCACAAAAGCUUUUCAGUAUAGUGUGAACAAAGCCUAAUUUAUAGUUCUCAUAGCACUUUGUUUUGUUUAUAAUGUUUGUUUGCAAAAUCAUAAAAGUUUUCAAGAUCUUUCUAAUCUUAUGCAAUGUGCGUCAAAAUUCGGUCGAAUUCGGUAAAAGUUCCAUUCAAUAAUUAUCUGAUGUUAUUUAGUUCUAAACCUCGAAUACUGCAUUUCCAGCUUAUGCACUGGUACACACUGUACCUCAGCCAUCAUUUCUGCGUUUGAACCUAUAAUAUUAUUAAAUGGGCGACAGCCUGAAUCCUGUACAACUUAAGACGACCCUGAGUAAAAUCUAAAAAAAAUUGGGUUUAAAGCGAAGCUCGAGAAUUCAAUAACACAAUUAUUCUAUUCGCUCUUGUUGGAUACAGGAUCGGCCUGCUAGCCAACUCGGCUUGGGGUCCUCUGGAGAACAAGGAGUAAAGCUCAUUACAACUUAUUAAACCUGAUAACUCUUUGAAAACAAAAAGUACAACAGGAAAGCUAUCUUGAUGUUUCUUCAAUCUUAAAUCGGUUAAUUGCCAAUAGCAUGGCUAAUCGUGGCAAUGGGUGGUAUAAUUAGGCAGUGGGUGAUGACAGAUGGCUGUUGGCUGUGGACUGAGACACGAGCAAAGACAGAGCGAUAACAGCAGUAAAUGGAAGACCGUUCCACACAUGUAUACACCGGGCAAAAAAAGAAUGCAUGUAGGCAUCAACAGAGGCGGGUUAAAGGUUGCAUGUCGCACUAUGGGACUUCCUGGUACCAUCCCAUGUGUCCUGUCUUCGAAAUGAAGUUCUCAUGCAAGGAUUUAAACUAAUUAACAAAACAUUUAAGUGAGGAAUGCUUAGUUCCCCAGAAUUAAAGCUCAUAUUAGCACUAACAAGUUACCAUGUGAACUCCUAUUCACAGGUUGACGGGAAAUCGCGCAAUUCCGUAUUAUCUGGUUGUGAUUCCUCCCUCAAAUCACACCGUGGGAAUGUCUGGAGGUGAAGAUUACAUCCCGAAGAAUUUUAUUGAUCAGUACAAGAUCACGACGCAAGAGAUCGUGGUGACAGCUGUACUGGACAUAACAGAAAACGUGGUACUGUACGCCUUUCCACUCUACCAGAUGUCUGUUCUCAAAAGUUGUUUGAAAAGAGUACUGGAGAUGGUGGAAGACAGCGAUUAUGGAGCACAGGAAACCCACUUGGACGGAACUACAUCUGGCGAUAAUGCAGCACAGGGAAUCCACUCAGACGAUACUACCUCUGGCGAUUAUGAAGCACAAGGGACCCACUCAGAACAUACGGCUUCUUGGGAGGAAACGCCUAAAACGAUAUUUAGAACGAGACAAGAGAAGAAAGACUUCACGAAUUGGUUCCGCACUACGUGUAUUUCUGGUGUUAAAGUUCUUGGUAGAGAAGUUAGUUUUCUCUGGGCCUUGGUGUUGACCUUCUUUGGUCCCUUUGUUGUGGUGGUGGUGAAUUUGAUGUUUAAGCACAUUCACGUCGAAUCUCCUUGGCAUUAA
Molecule: messenger RNA, 3394 nt
Organism: Porites evermanni
Lineage: Eukaryota; Metazoa; Cnidaria; Anthozoa; Scleractinia; Poritidae
Source: the annotation of a GenBank genome assembly